AUGCACAGCAGUAUUGAGCCAGCAAAGAAAAAUUCUGAGGUUUACUGCAUGUCUGAUUAUUUAUCAAUUUUCAAACGAGCAAGAUCGAACAAAACAAUAACUGUUGAAGGUAAUUCGUUCAAAACGCCCUACAAAAAGAAAGAAUUUAAAUACAACGAAAUUUACGAUUUAAAAAAAUUAGCUGAUGAAACUGUUUUCAAUCGCUCAAAAAAUAAUAACGGAAAUCAAGUGAAGUGGCUCAAAAUAAAGAGAAUACGACAUCUUCACGAAGAGAGCUCCAAAAUUUAUUUUAAUUAUGACAUGUCUGUAACGUUCUUAUACAUCGAUAUCUCAAAAAAUACGGAGCCUUCUCAACGUCUCAGUACUAGAGUUAAAAAAGGCAAAGAAACCACUACGCCUCAGACUAGUGUCUUAAAACACUUUUACUUGAACUCUUUACCCAUAAGUGAAGUUAAAAAGAGAGAUCUUCUAAGUUUAUGUACUAAAAAAAUAAUUCCUGAGGAAUGCCAUGGUUUGUACUCUUCUCUACCAACUGCAACCAAUCAAGCAGAUCGUUUACCUGAACCUUCAAUUGACGAAGAAUUAUCAGAUUACAAUCCUUAA
Messenger RNA from Parnassius apollo (apollo), 603 nucleotides. The record is from the annotation of a GenBank genome assembly. Lineage: Eukaryota; Metazoa; Arthropoda; Insecta; Lepidoptera; Papilionidae.